UCACUAGAGGGCGCUGCUCGGAUUGCUUGUGUGGUGAAAAACACACGAGUUGUCACGAGUGAGGUCAGAGUUGAAUGUUUGACAGAAAGAGAGAGAGUCCAAUAUGGAUGCCAUAUUCCACGAGAAACAAGAGGGCUCUCUCUGCGCCCAGCACUGCCUCAACAACCUGCUGCAAGGUGAGUACUUCAGCCCUGUGGAUCUUUCCUCCAUUGCCCAUCAGUUGGACGAAGAGGAGAGGAUGAGGAUGGCAGAGGGAGGAAUGGGCAGCGAUGAAUAUAGGACCUUUUUGCAGCAACCUUCUGGAAACAUGGAUGACAGUGGGUUCUUUUCCAUACAAGUUAUUAGCAAUGCUCUGAGAGUUUGGGGAUUGGAGCUAAUCCUCUUCAACAGCCGGGAGUACCAGACCCUGAUGAUCAAUCCAAUAAAUGAAAAUGCCUUUAUAUGCAAUUACAAGGAGCAUUGGUUUACUAUUCGCAAACUUGGACAACAGUGGUUUAACUUGAAUUCACUUUUGACUGGACCAGAGUUGAUAUCAGAUACAUAUUUAGCCCUUUUCCUUGCACAGUUACAGCAAGAAGGUUAUUCAAUUUUUGUGAUCCGUGGAAGCCUUCCAGACUGUGAAGCAGAGCAGAUUCUUGGGAUCAUGAGAGUGCAGCAACAGCAGCGGCCAAGGCUUAUUGGAGAGGACGAGGCUCAGACAAGUGCAGGUAGAUCAGCAACACUAAGCCAUACAGAGAUGGGCUUUGACGUGGAGAGCAAUGUCGUGGAGGAAGAGGAGGAGCUGAAGAAAGCUCUAGCGCUGAGCAGACAGGACAUAGACGUGGAAGAUGAGGAAGCUGAUCUCCGCAGGGCCAUUCAGCUCAGCAUGCAAGGAGCUGUGUUGAGCAACACAUCUUCAGAUUCUGGAGGUGGACAUGUGAAGAUGGACAAUGAGGCUGCAGGGGGACGAAGAGUACAAAAUGAGGCGCUCACAGCAGAGGAGCUGAGGAAGAGGAGGCAGGCUUACUUCGACCGGCAACAGAUCCAACUUCCAUCGAACAUUCCUCAACAUGCUAACACUGCAUCCAUAGAGAACCCUCGCACUGAAGUGGACCAACAACAAAAGCCCAGCCUGUAAACCUGGCGAAGCUUAUUAUUAUGACACGCUGCUUGGAACUGUGGCCCCCUACCACUAAUCUAGUGAUGACUUUGCUCCUUCCUCUAAACUGUUUUGCCCCUUUUGCGAAAACGUGGACUCUCAGGAGGCUUUUCCCCGUUUGGUUCGCUGAUGGGUGUUAGAGAACAACAACAGAGAAUAAGGCAGCAGGCGGCCAUCAGGGCUGCAUAGAAGCUGAACUUUUGAUGCAGUGAAACAAAUUUGCCUUUUUUUUAAAACCAUGGCGCCUUCUGUUUCUGCAGUAUACUGUUUCGUUUUCUGUUUAUUCCCCUGCGAGGGAUAAAAAAAAGGAACCAUUACGUACAAAUGGGUGUGUUUGUUGUGGGAGGGAAAAUCAUAGAGCUUGUCCACUGUUAAAAUUUGCUUCUACUUUUGUAUCAUGACACCAGUGUUUUGAAGUAGUUUUUGGUGGUAAACAAACAUCUAAAAGGCACGUCAGUAUUUUUACUUUCUUAUUCAAUAUCAUGAGUCAGUUUGCUUUAAAGUGACAUUGUACAACAUAUUUCUGUUGUUGUGGCUUGCUUACUGAAUGAGUGACAUUAAUAAAGUACUCCUUGUUUGAGUACACAUUUUAUAGUCAAGUGUAUCAUGGAUAGACACGAGAGAACACUAACUAAAGCAACUUUUUCAUUUUUUCAACUUCUUGCCUAAAAUAUGUUGACAUAUACAUUAAUAGGGAGCAACUACUUUCAAUCUGCAUGUGAUAAAUGAAUCCAUUAUUCCAGCAGGACUUCUCACAUUCUCUUUUCAUCAGUAUGUAUGAUAGAAUUAAAUGUCCUUCAUCUGUCAGUCACUGACAUAAAAAACGAACAGUUAAGUAUUAUUAAAGUUAACUGUGUCGUAGAUUUUGAAAUGCAACAUUAAUACAUUUAUGUUAACCAGUAGGAUAUUAGGUUUGUAUGGAACCAAUUUAACGUUUCCAUUUUCAACUUCAAGUCAUUCUUCGUGUUUUGCUUGAUUUGAAAUGCAAAUGCUGUUUUUUCACAUUACCAGUUUCACUUAAUACACUACCGUUCAAAAGUUUGGGGUCACAUUGAAAUGUCCUUAUUUUUGAAGGAAAAGCACUGUAAUUUUCAAUGAAGAUAACUUUAAACUAGUCUUAACUUUAAAGAAAUACACUCUAUACAUUGCUAAUGUGGUAAAUGACUAUUGUAGCUGCAAAUGUCUGGUUUUGGUGCAAUAUCUACAUAGGUGUAUAGAGGCCCAUUUCCAGCAACUACCACUCCAGUGUUCUAAUGGUACAAUGUGUUUGCUCAUUGGCUCAGAAGGCUAAUUGAUGAUUAGAAAACCCUUGUGCAAUCAUGUUCACACAUCUGAAAACAGUUUAGCUCGUUACAGAAGCUACAAAACUGACCUUCCUUUGAGCACAUUGAGUUUCUGGAGCAUCACAUUUGUGGGGUCAAUUAAACGCUCAAAAUGGCCAGAAAAAAAAAACUUUCAUCUGAAACUCGACAGUCUAUUCUUGUUCUUGGAAAUGAAGGCUAUUCUACAAAAUUGUUUGGGUGACCCCAAACUUUUGAACGGUAGUGUACUUUCUGUGCUUUUUUGUUUCAGAAUGCUCACAUUCUUUUGCAAAUAUGUUGGUGUCAUUUCAGAAUAAAGCAACAUUCAUUAAUUAUUUAAGAGUGUAUUUUAUUUUUAUUUUGUACUUGAACAUUGUGAUAAUAUUAAAGUAUAUAUUGUCAGGCUUGUCCCUGACAGUUUGGUUAUGUUUUAGUUUUUCCUCUGUGUUUGUCUUUAUUUCCUGUCAGCGCUUUUAUUUUGGUUGUUUCCUGCUUGUCUCCCUGAGCGCUGUUUCCCCUCAGCUGCGGCUGAUUGGCACCUAGCCACACCUGGUGUCAAUCAGCCAGCUGCUAUUUAAACCUGCCUUGCCAUCCAGUCUGGGCUGGA
Molecule: messenger RNA, 3046 nt
Organism: Entelurus aequoreus (snake pipefish)
Lineage: Eukaryota; Metazoa; Chordata; Actinopteri; Syngnathiformes; Syngnathidae
Gene: atxn3
Product: ataxin 3
Exons: 11
Coding region: 104-1117 (337 amino acids)
Biological process (GO): protein deubiquitination
Cellular component (GO): nucleus
Molecular function (GO): cysteine-type deubiquitinase activity
Source: RefSeq, a predicted model, not a curated record